UCCCCAUAUUUUUCUGAGCCUUUUAUCACUUCUACUUUGUUAUUCACAUAGUAGGAGUUGCUAUCUACCAAAAUAACGUACCUAGGUACACAACUCGUCUAUUUUAAAUUGCAAUUAUGAGUUCCGAGGACUCAGAUUUCUAUGGCGACGAUGAAGUUCUGGCAGAUCUUAAAGCCAAAGUAAAGAUAUUCGACGUUGAAGCUUGGUGGGAGGAACAGCGAACUCUUGAUACACCGCUCAAGAUGCAGGCGCAAAAGAAGGAAGCUGUCGAUAUCUCUCACCUACAUAACCCGUUUGCCAAACUCAAGAACGCUUGGCAACUUACCGAGACCAUUGAAGAGUUUGUACAGCGCGUACCACCCGCAACAACAGACGAAACUCCGGAAGACCCUUGGAUUUGGGUGUGUAAUCCAUAUAUCCCCCGCAAGAAGAAGCAUGAAGCAAGUAAUCAAACCAUUCCCGGCGGCCAAGAUGAAGCACCCGAAGAGAUUGGAGCAGACCUGCCAAGUGUAGUUGAAGGCGGGAUGGCAAGACUACAUCUUGCCUCGGAAUUCAUCGACGCAUGCAAAAGGUCUGGAAAUCAGCCAAAUAUAAUCACCCGAGAGUGCCGGAAGGCAGGUAUAGAUGCGGCUAAAGAUAUUCUUAAUCUCGCAAGGGCUCUGCGUGUAAGAUGCGGCAAGUGGAUGCUCUUCUGUUCUGUCCCCCAGGUCAACGAGGUCUGGGAGAUUGUCGCCAAAGCUACGGCAAACAACGAGCUUGGAAUUGGCGCCAAGGUGGCGCCACGAUCGACUACUGAUAAGAGGACGGACCGCCUCAUCUGUGUCUACACCGCCGAUUUCUCUGAUACGCAGGACGUAAGGAGAGUGGCCGAAAGGUUGAAGCAGCUCGGACUUAUCCAAGCUAGGGAUCGACCAAUAUACUACAAACCAGAUGUGUACACUUACCUAGGCAUAGCACGAGGCAAUCCCUGGGAGAUAAGGGCCUCUAUAUACGACAGCAAGUCUAUGCUUAAGAAGUCUUAAAGGGAGAAAAGAAGGCUAUAAUCGACGAAACUAGAUAAAUAAAGGGCCCUCGCAGAAAAUUGUUGAAUUUUUUCGCUACCCUUUACCACUGGGAGCUCGCUGCAUGCAUACCUAAAUCAGAGACUUUGAGGAGUACAGGCACUAAUCUGAGCGUGACCCAAAUUGGAUCUCAAUGCUUGCUUGCUGUCC
Messenger RNA from Daldinia caldariorum, 1211 nucleotides. Its product is annotated as DUF1917-domain-containing protein. The record is from RefSeq and is a predicted model, not a curated record. Bases 117 to 1022 code for a protein of 301 amino acids. NCBI's taxonomy places the organism in Eukaryota, Fungi, Ascomycota, Sordariomycetes, Xylariales, Hypoxylaceae. The transcript is spliced from 4 exons.